AUGGUUUGGUCCUGCUUUCUUCCGGAUCUAACGACAGAGAAUCAUAGAGCGGGGGUUCUCACUUGUGCUAAAGAAGAUAGAAUCAGUAACUUGCCUGAACACUUGAUAGACUUAAUCUUAGAGCGGGUCCCGCUUGAAGAGGCUGUAAGGACAAGCAUUUUAUCCAAAAAUUGGAGGUACAGAUGGACCAAAAUGGGGGCACUGGCUUUUGAUGAGCAGUUCUUCAAUAAAUAUUCAAAAAACGGAGCUUUUGGUCGUAAUGGGUUUAUAAUGAUCAUAUACAAAGUCUUGAUCCUUCACAAGGGUCAUAUCUCGAAAUUUCUUCUCGAUAUACCAAAUAUAAAUAUGUUUCUUGAUAGCUUUGAAGAAGUUGAUCAAUGGAUGCUACUCUUAUCAAGAAAUGGUGUCAAGGAACUCAUCCUAACUAAUUCAAGUCAAUCUUAUAAACUUCCUUCUAAUGUGUUUUCUUGUCUAGAAUUGAGAAAGUUGGAACUGGAAAACUGUUUUUUCAAGCCACCAGAUGAGUUUGAAGGAUUUGUUAAUCUCAAUGAUCUUGAGCUCUGUAACGUUGAUUUUGGGGCUAAUUUGCGUGGAACUGAGAUCAACUUACCACAACUUAAGGAGUUGUCCCUGUUUAGGUGCACAAAUGUUUACAAUUUCAACAUCAAGGCUACAAAACUGAAGAAUUUGAUUGUCUUCGAAUCUCCUGAUUCCAUGGUGCUUCACAUAUUGCACAAUCCAUGCCUUGCUAAGGUAAGUUAUGACCUCACUUUCACUUCACAGGUUUUGAUUGCAGAAAAGCUUCCAAAAUUGCUUCCAUGUGCGAUUAGUAGUUUAAAGCAUCUGUGUUUGCUAUAUUAUGAACUUUCUGAUUUGGAUCAACUUCAUGGUGCUCUUUGUUUGCUUCGGAACUCGCCAAAUUUAGAAAGUCUGUCUGUGAGGUUUUUGGAGAUGGAACCUCAAGCCAUUCGUUAUGAUGUGGGACCAGCUUCAGAUCAUUUAGAGGCUGCAAACUGCUUGGAUUGUACAUUGGAACAGUUGCAAACUGUUGAGAUAACAUAUUUAGAAGGAUCAAAACCAGAACUGCUUUUUAUAAAGCUUCUUCUUGCUCAUUCCCCUUCUCUCCAGAAGUUUACCAUCACAACAAGUGGAGAUCUUGAUGCUAAAAAAAUACUUGACAUCUCUAAGGAUGUUAUGCGCUUCCCUCGAGCAUCACCAAAAGCAGAAGUGGUCUACUUGAACUCGGAGACAUAA
Lactuca saligna is the source of this 1254-nucleotide messenger RNA. The record is from the annotation of a GenBank genome assembly. Lineage: Eukaryota; Viridiplantae; Streptophyta; Magnoliopsida; Asterales; Asteraceae.